This is a messenger RNA of Osmia lignaria (orchard mason bee), 1368 nucleotides long. RefSeq names its product ribonuclease P protein subunit p40. NCBI's taxonomy places the organism in Eukaryota, Metazoa, Arthropoda, Insecta, Hymenoptera, Megachilidae. Gene Ontology annotation, molecular function: ribonuclease P activity; ribonuclease MRP activity. The record is from RefSeq and is a predicted model, not a curated record. Gene Ontology annotation, cellular component: multimeric ribonuclease P complex; ribonuclease MRP complex. Gene Ontology annotation, biological process: tRNA 5'-leader removal; endonucleolytic cleavage in ITS1 to separate SSU-rRNA from 5.8S rRNA and LSU-rRNA from tricistronic rRNA transcript (SSU-rRNA, 5.8S rRNA, LSU-rRNA).
GCACAUGAAGAAAAAAAAUUUGCUCCGGGUGAGGAUCGAACUCACGACCUUAAGAUUAUGAGACUUACGCGCUACCUACUGCGCUACCGAAGCCCUUGACAUGGGUUUCAAGAAUUUGUGUUUUAAAUAGAAAUAUUAGAAGCACGUGCAACCAUAAAAUAUCUUUGAAGUAAUAUUUAUAUUUCAGAAACAACAAUUUUGUUAUUAAAAUGCUCAGCCCAGAAGUAUGGAACUUUAAAUCGCCGCAACAUCAUAAUUUCAUCGAAACAAAGGAUCAUAAAAAAGCUAAUAUACCAGACGCAGUUACAUCGCAUUAUUUUAACCAUUCUGUAUCUUUAGUGCUUCCUGAUACAAUUAGAAUUCCGGAUAAAUUGCGAACUUGUCUUUCGGAGGAUACUGAUUAUUAUCGAAUCAAUGGAUUAAACGUGUAUGAGUUGAUAAACAAGGAAUUCAUUGAAGCAUUUGUAAAAAAAGGCGAAUUGACACUUCUAACAAUAGGAAAUAAAAUAGAUUUAGAUAACAUAAUUGCUGUUGCACCAACUGGACAUUUAAUAUUGUCUUUGUUAACAGAAGACUUUCAAAAGCUUGGUUUAGAAGGCACAGUUUCUUUUUUUGAUCGUAAAGUACAUACACGUUAUGUUAUAACUAUUGAUUUAAAGUGUGAAAGUUUUAUACCUGGCAAAAAGAAUUAUGAACAUACUCGAAUAUCAUUAAAAGAGCGUUUUAAUCAAAAGUUUGAUGUAAUUGUAUCAUGGAAUCCACCAGAUGAAAAUUUGUGUCCAUCAUCCAUUGCGGCAUGGUUUCAUAAACGCGAAUAUAACGUUUCUCUUUGUCAUCAAAGUUUUUUACAAAAAACUGAAUAUUCAUUGAAAGUACCAAUAAUUUCAAAUGAUUCUAAUAACGAUAAAUUCUUUGAGUGGCUUGGAGUUUUUACUAUCUCUGGUGAUUUAAAAAAUAAUAAAGAAGAUGAUUAUGUAAACACAUACAUAUGUCCGUCUCCUUCUACAGAAUUUGGUCAAGUACAAUAUCUCCAAUGGACUGGUUUGUUUACUAGAAGGCAAAUAAUAAAUUUAUAUAAUGCUGCGAAAGAAUAUGUAUCAAUGCACAGAACUUUACCAUGGUGUGCUUUACAUGUACAAGGAUUUCAAGAUAGUCCUGUUAGUUGGGACUUGAAAGAACAUACAUUUUAUACUGAUGGUGACAAUAGCUACACUGUUGUGUUUAGACCAGCUGCUCAUACUAUUGUGAGAAAAAGCCUAAGUUCAAAUAAUAAACCAAGGAUUUUUCAAUAAUUGUUAACGUUAUUCCCAGUUAUUGAAUAAUAUAUACAAAUAUUAUGUAUUAAAAGAAAUAAAUUAUAUUUAGUAA